Cavenderia fasciculata is the source of this 975-nucleotide messenger RNA. RefSeq lists its product as uncharacterized. Gene Ontology annotation, biological process: regulation of aggregate size involved in sorocarp development. The record is from RefSeq and is a predicted model, not a curated record. The transcript is spliced from 3 exons. NCBI's taxonomy places the organism in Eukaryota, Evosea, Eumycetozoa, Acytosteliales, Cavenderiaceae. The coding region runs from base 1 to 975 and encodes 324 amino acids.
AUGGAAGAUAAAGUUGAAACAAAGAAUAUUGUUCAUAAAGAAGAUAAAAGUAAAGAUCUUUUGCAAAAGAAAAAACAACUUGCAGCAAUCCAACAAUCGCCUGAUGGAUUCUUGGUUGACCACAAUGUCUUGCAAAAGUUUUACCAUUCUUACUCGGUAGCCAACAAGUUCAAUUUGGACAAUUCAUUACUUUGUACCAGUAAUUUUGAUGUGGAUAGAGCCCUUGCUAUGAAAGAUCCCAUCGAUCCAGCUGCUUUAAUCGGAGUGCCCUUUAGUAUCACCACCUCUCUCAAACUCCAUUUAGAUGGCGUAUGGCUGGAUGAAGUAGUUGAAACCAAACCAAUUGCUGUCUUUUCUAAGUACAUUGAUAUGAUCGAGUCUACCGGUGGAAACUACAAUCUUGCCAAGAAACAAGGAUUCGAGAAAAAAGAAGCAAGUCCAACCACUAUGGCAACCUAUUUCCCUGGGUUAAAGGGGUGUGAUGACAACCUUGAUGUGACUACCAAGUUUUCAUACACAUCCUCGAGUUUGGCUCACCCAGCUACUACUACUCAACAAAGUGUUGCUCUAGGUGCUGGUACAUAUGUCUACUAUCAACCUGCAGUGGUGUAUGUCUGUCGUAUGAAAUGGAUUGAUACCCAUCCAAACCCAGAGAGUUAUCUCAAAUUCCUUGAAGAAUCUUUCAGAGAUGUACCACAAAAUGAAGGAAUUCGCUACAAAAUUGGUCCAAAUAGACAUAUGUACGUCAUAUUUACAGUAUUUAGAGAUCAGUUGAUUGUAAAACCCUACAGCGCAGAACUAGUAUCCCCAGUACCAUAUGAAGAGUUAUUGGACUAUUUAAUUAGACAUCCCCAAGGUGUUUCCGGUUUUCCUUUGCCUUUAGCUGCUGACAAUCGACAGUAUAACCAAGAAUCUGUAGUAUCUUUUGAAACUUUUCGUGUUGACUUGGCACAACUCUCAAUCUCCCAUCUAUAA